This is a messenger RNA of Loxodonta africana (African savanna elephant), 9099 nucleotides long. It is a transcript of the gene OXR1, whose product is annotated as oxidation resistance 1. Gene Ontology annotation, biological process: response to oxidative stress. The transcript is spliced from 14 exons. Gene Ontology annotation, cellular component: nucleus. Bases 3194 to 5761 code for a protein of 855 amino acids. The record is from RefSeq and is a predicted model, not a curated record. NCBI's taxonomy places the organism in Eukaryota, Metazoa, Chordata, Mammalia, Proboscidea, Elephantidae.
UGUAUACCAUAAAUAAGUCAAGGAUUAUUAAUUGCCUUAUUUUAAAAACCUGUACUUCAUUUCCAGUAACUGUUUUAUUACUAAUUAAAUUCUUGUGUAUUAUACAUUUUUUCCAUAAAAGAAUUUAUUAAGUGUGAUACAAAGAUAGUUAUUUCAGCAAAUUUAUUUUAUUACAGAUCAUAAUUUCCUGGGAGUCAAAGUUUCUGUGCCACAAUUAUUUUCAUUAGGUUAAGCUUUUAGAAAAAUAUUUACUUUUUAGAAAUGUGAUCUUCAUUAUAUCCCUAGCAGUGCUAAUGAUGACGAAAACAGCAGAUGGAAUACUUAAAAUAUAAAUUGAUGUUAUCUUCCAAAAUAUCUUUCUUAGGUUAGACCAGUUGCAUUGAUUUAUAGCUGUCUCUUUAGCUCUGAAGAUGGAACUUGUUUAUGACUGCUAUGUUCUUAAAAUGACCCUCAAAACUCCCUGCAGCCAGCUUUUCACAUUUCUGGUUACUAUGGGAGACUGAAGUGAGAAAUAGACUUUAGUGUGUGGUAUGCUGCUUAUUUGAUUGAAUAUAAAUAUUGUAUAUUUAGAUAAUGUUAAUGUGUUAUAAGGCAGUUAUAAUAACUGCGCUUAAAUUUGUGUUACUAUUUUGGGUUUGCCAAAGUAUAUUAUUACAAUAUAACUGUAUUAAGGAGAAUAUGCAAAUUUCUGCAUUUGUAUCAUCAUGAAAACACCCAGGUUUGAUGUGAAUCUUGGUUAUCUUACAUGAAUCCCUAAAGUUGAACAAAUUGUCAAAACCUUGAGUUAUGCUUUAUUUUCAUAUACUGUAUAUUUGAAACCUAGAUUUUAGGUAUUUUUAAAAGAUUAGAAAUAGAUAAUGUAGGGUAGAAUUAAAUUCACUAUUGUCAAAAGGACCUCUUAAAGCAUAUUAUAAACUUAAAUUGAGUAUGCCUGUACUUUCUCUGCAUAAUUGAGAAAUUCAUAAAAUAACUUUAAAAAGAGUAAAAUAUUAGACAAUAUAAUUUGAUGUACUUAUUAGUGUUUGUUAGAUGUAAGAUUAGGACAUACACACACAGAACCAUGUGGUUUUGAAGAAUUCACAUGGUUUAUUUGGUCUUUGAACAUAGAAAUUUGCCAUUCUUUGCAUGCCAUUCAGUAAAACUAUGCUAUUGGAACUAAAUUUAAAUUAAGAACUAUUAAGUUUUGGGGAGCGUUAAUUGAAAUAUGAAUUAUUUUCUUACUAUUAUAGAAUUUUUUUUUAUAGAAUGGGCUUUGGAAAAAUAAUCAAGUAUAAAAAAGUAUAAAAGUUAUAAAACAUCCUCUAGCAGGUCUUUGUUUUAGACUUCUCAUUUUCAUUUUUAAUCUUAUGUUUAUUUUCUGUACCAAAUCCUUAAAAGCAUUUCCCAACCUCACUGAUGUUUAUUGUCUUAUACAUCAUUCUUAUUAUAAGCAGUGAAUCUCUAUGUGACAUACAUUUUUGUAUUUAUGAAAAUAUAUAUUCUUAUUUUUCUUAAAAUUGAACUUUUUAUAAUACCACAAGGUACUUUCAAAAUGUGUUUCUUCUAAAAUAUUUAUGAUCUAGCUUAAAUAAAUUUCCAGACCACUUAAAUAUAAUAUAAAUAAAAUUAGUUAUUGUACUUUUAGGCAGCCUUAAAGUUAAAAUAGGAGUGCUGCUGAUGCAGUGGUUAAGCACUCGGCUGCUAACCAAAAGGUUGGCGGUUUGAACUCACCCAGCAGUUCGUGGGAGAAAGACCUGACAAUCUGCUCCUAUAAAGAUUGCAACCUAGAAAACCUUAUAGGGUGGUUGUACUUUGUCAUAUGAGGUCAUGAGUAGAAAAUUGACAUGAGGGGACCUAACAACAAGAAGAACAAAGUUAAAAUUGUGUGGGUGUGUAUACACACACACACACACACACGUGUGUGUGUAUGUAUGCAUGCAUACACAAAGGUUUAACUGUAAAAUUACUUUCAGUGAGAAUCAAGAGUAGACCUAGAAAAUGCUAUACAUUAUCAUUUUCUUCUUUGUUUACUUAAUAUCCCUAUACCUUUUUACUAAAAGUGCCUUCCCCAAGGUCAUAAAUAAGUUUUCCAUCACCAAACCAAGUAACUUUUCCAGUAUUGUUGCUUCCAGCAUAUUCUUCCUUUUUCUGGUUUUAAUUUCCUUCUUCUUGAGGUCUUUAGUAAUUCUUUCAGCGAACACCUGUGAGUGGAAAAUCUAACAAUGCCUGAAAAUAUCUUCAUUGCACCCUUAUUCCUGGUAGUUUAGCUGUCUGUAGGUUUCUAGAUUGAGAAUUAUUUUUUGUGAGCUCUUCAAGGAUAGGAAUCCAUUGUCUUGUGCCUGUUUGUUGUCUUUUUAUUUUUGUUAAUUUCUAGGCAAUUUUUCUUUCCUUUCUGGCUGCUUUUAAGGUUCCCUCUUUGUCUGUGGAGUUCUGUAGUGCUAGUAUGAUAAAUCUGGAUUUAAACACUCGUAUUUUAUUUAUAUUGCCUUUUAUAUUUCUUCAGUCUAAAUAAUCACGUCAUUUAUAAAUUCAGGAUAAUUGUCUGCCAUUAUUUCUUUGACUAUGUCCUCUUUUUUCUCCUUUCUCUUUCCAGAGCCCUACUUUAUUCUUGAAACUAAUUUCACUACAUUUUGCUAUCAUUGUGCUUCAUUGCCCUGGUAUUCUUGCAGCCAUUGUCAUAGAUCUGUGCUUCAUAAAUACACUCUGAAUGGUUUGGGAGGAAGACAGUGUUCUACAAGGUGUUUUGUCAGUCUCCUAACCGUGUCAGUUCUAUUCUCUCAAGUUUGAAUGUCCUUCCCUUCUCAGUACUUCACAAGUCCCUACCCAUUGUUUAAGACCCAGCUUUAAAGCUUUCUGCAGUCUUCUCUGGAGCAUUUGAAGCUUAUGGUGCUCCAUCCUUACUUGGGACUCCUGUUACAUUGUUGUUCCAUUUUAAAUUGCUUUUCAUCUUUUAUAUAACUUUUUCUGUAUAUCUGUUUUCUUUUCCAACUAGAUUGUAAAUUCCUUGCUGUUUUAUUUACAGUGUUGUCAUAAUACCCUGUGUACAGAGGACACUGAAGGAAUAUUUUAACUAUUCAUAAAUUAAGUAACUUUUUCUUUCAGGAAAAUUGGCAAAAAUCCCAUAAUUUAAGAUUUCUAUAAAUGUGAUGAUAGAAAUAUACUAAAGAUUCAGGAGUAGAUUACUCAACUUUGGUUCAAAUAUAUUUUCUAAUUUAUGUAUCUAAGUGGCAGUAUUGCAUGUGAAAGCUGGUCAAUGAAUAAGGAAGACCGAAGAAGAGUUGACGCCUUUGCAUUGUGGUGUUGGCGAAGAACAUUGAAUAUACCAUGGACUGCCAAAAGAAUGAACAAAUCUGUCGUAGAAGAAGUACAGCCAGAACGCUCCUUAGAGGCAAGGAUGGCGAGACUGCGUCUUACAUACUUUGGACAUGUUGUCAGGAGGGAUCAGUCCCUGGAGAAGGACCUCAUGCUUGGCAAAGUACAGGGUCAGCAGAAAAGAGGAAAACCCUCAACGAGGUGGAUUGACACAGUGGUUGCAACAACGAGCUCAAGCAUAACAACGAUUGUUGAAUCAAGGGAUUCUUUGAACAGUAUAGCCCUGAAAUUUGAUACAACACCCAAUGAACUUGUUCAGUUAAAUAAGUUAUUCUCCCGAGCAGUUGUUACUGGACAGGCAUUUCUGCAGGGUGAAUGUUUAGAACUGCAAUCGCUGGAUCAAAGAGUUUUAUAUGUUCCUGAUCCCGAAUACAUCUCCAGUGUUGAGAGCUCCCCAUCUAUAAGCCCCAUUAGUCCUCUGUCACCAACAUCAUCAGAGGCUGAAUUUGAUAAGACCACUGGCACCGUCAGUGGUGUGCUGCUAGUUACACCAAAUAAUAUAAUGUUCGAUCCACAUAAAACUGACCCCUUGGUUCAAGAAAAUGGCUGUGAGGAAUAUGGCAUCAUGUGUCCAAUGGAAGAGGUGAUGUCAGCUGCAAUGUACAGAGAAAUUUUGGAUAGCAAAAUAAAGGAAUCCCUACCCAUAGAGAUAGAACAGUUAUCAGUAAGAGACUUCUGCCAUUUAAAGAAAACGACAAGAAGUAACCCUGAGGAAAUAGACUCAAGAGUCCGUGAGGUAGGAAAUGAUAGUGCCAGCACUGCCCCCCGAAGCACUGAGGAAUCUUUUUCUGAAGAUGUGUUCACAGAAUCAGAGCUCUCUCCUAUACGAGAGGAGCUGAUCUCCUCAGUAGAGCCACAGCAAGAUCAGACUUCUGGGGCAUCGUCAGAAUCUGUGCAAACUGUCAGUCAGACUGGAACAGAAUGUGUGGCAGUCAUAUCAGAGUCUGAGAGUAUCCCUGGUCACUUAAAAUUCAACAAUGGACAUUCUACAAAUGAAGUUGGGACUCCAUCUCAUCAAAGUGACGUAAAUAAUGUUGAAAUGGCCAUAAAGGAAGGAGAUCAGGUUACAGAUAAAGGUCAAGAGAUACCAGGUCCUAAAGAGCAAAGCACAAAUAUAAAAGGUAAUGGAGACCAGAAUUUUCUUCUUGCUGAUAGUUCACUACACCAGGGAGAUAGUGAAAAAGAAAGUAUGCCUUAUGCGGAAGUAACAGAGUUUAAACAAAAGCAAACUGUCAACAAAGGAAAACUGGCAAAGGAGCAAAACCGGGACUCAGAGACAGAGGUAGAAGAGCUGCGCAAACUCUGGAAAACCCAUACUAUGCAACAAACUAAACAACAAAGGGAUAAUAUUCAACAAGUGUCACAAAAAGAAAUUAAACAUAAAAUACCAGCUGCUGAUGGACAUGUAGAAGGUUCUGCACUGUUAAAAGAAAAGAGAAGGCAUCGAUUACAUAAAUUCUUAUGUCUCAGAGUUGGAAAACCAAUGAGGAAAACAUUUGUAUCUCAAGCAAGUGCAACAAUGCAACAGUAUGCCCAGAGAGAUAAGAAACAUGAAUAUUGGUUUGCUGUACCACAAGAAAGGACAGACCACUUGUAUGCCUUCUUUAUUCAGUGGAGUCCAGAAAUAUAUGCUGAAGAUACUGGUGAAUAUACUAAAGAACCUGGAUUUAUAGUAGUAAAAAAGAUUGAAGAAUCUGAAACAAUUGAGGAUUCUUCUAAUGAAGCGGCAGCCAAAGAAUGGGAGGUAGUAUCAGUGGCUGAGUAUCACCGCAGGAUCGAUGCUCUAAAUACUGAAGAACUGCGCACACUCUGCAGACGUCUCCAGAUUACUACAAGAGAAGACAUAAAUUCAAAGCAGGUUACUCCUGUAAAAGCAGACCUGGAGCCUGAGUCAUUUCGACCAAACCUAAGUGAUCCCAGUGAACUCUUACUGCCAGAUCAAAUUGAAAAGCUUACCAGACAUCUCCCACCAAGAACAAUCGGCUAUCCAUGGACUCUUGUUUAUGGUACUGGGAAGCAUGGCACAAGUUUGAAGACGCUUUACCGAACAAUGACAGGUUUGGACACCCCAGUGCUAAUGGUGGUUAAAGACAGUGAUGGCCAGGUUUUUGGUGCAUUAGCAUCUGAGCCAUUUAAAGUGAGCGAUGGCUUCUAUGGUACCGGAGAGACCUUUGUUUUUACAUUCUGUCCAGAUUUUGAGGUCUUUAAGUGGACAGGAGAUAAUAUGUUUUUUAUCAAAGGAGACAUGGAUUCACUAGCUUUUGGUGGUGGAGGGGGAGAAUUUGCUCUUUGGCUGGAUGGAGAUCUCUACCAUGGAAGAAGCCAUUCUUGUAAAACGUUUGGGAAUCAUACACUUUCUAAGAAGGAAGAUUUCUGUAUCCAAGACAUUGAAAUCUGGGCAUUUGAAUAAAUAUACAGUGCUCUCUGUCUUAGCAGGAUAAUGCCCCACACCUGACAUGGCCAAGCAUUGUUUUGAAAGUUCAAGUAGCAAUACAAUGUAACAUGUCACUAGUGUUUUAAAAUUAGUCCGUAACACUACUUAUGACAGCUAUAAUUUUGGAGUUUAUUUUAAAAUCAUGUUUCUGUCCCAAAGUUCUUUAGGUUUAGACCGUGGCCUGGAUCUGUGUAGCAUAACAGCUUGGGUUUGGUCAGAAUUUUGACAUCAUUUUGAUCGUAGUGACCACCUCAUCUACAAUCCAUGUUAUCCCAAUCUCCUAAUAGGAUGGUGCUCUUUCGUUGAACCUAUUUUGGUUUAUUAUUUUUUUUUUCUGACAAUAUUGAUUGUUUACUAGAGUAGUCUAACUGAGGUAUUGAGGGCAUGAAGACUAAAUAGAUAUUACUUAAUCAAUAUGAGGUUGACGCAGGUGAGUUUUGGACAUGCUCAAGUUAGUUAUUCUGAAUGAGAACCACAUGCCAAAAUAAUGCAUACUCUGUAGACCACUGAGUUCUAGUUUUAAGUCACACUACGGCAUUCUUUUUAUUAAUUUUGAAGGUAUUCUCAAUUUCAUCUUACUAAAAAUGAAACUUGAGGAGAAUUCUGGUUGUAAUAGACCACAGUGCACAUGACUUGCAGGUUUGGGCGUAUGCUUUCAUCACUGAGUUAUCUGAUAAGCAUUUAUGAAAUAACAAAGGAGAAUGAGAACUUGAUAAUUCUAUUGGAUUUAAUAUAUUAAGCCAGAAAAUAUAGUAUUUACAUAUUUGUAGCUUAGCAGGGCAUUAUCCUAAGUAUACAAACUAUGAAACAGAUGCAUAUUUCUUCAGUAUUGUGUCAGAUACACUGUUUUAUAGUUCUGCUGUUCUAGCAUUGUUGCACACCAACCCUCAAAAUAUAGUUUAUUCCUGUUCAAAAGGAAAAAAAAAAAAAAAACACUUGUGAUUUUUUAAUUCAGUGGUAUAUGUUAUUAAUUACCCUUAGCAUUUGCUCUUAUAAAAGGGCAGUGAUUGUAGUUGACAAUAUUGUAACUCAGUAGAUUGUGGAAUAUGCAAACUUACUGUCAAGUGACCUCAAAAAAAUAAAAAGAUAGACUAUACUAGUAGUUCUUAUCCUCUUUUGUAGGAAAACCAAUAAUAAGCCAUUGUGGCAAUAAUUCAUCAGUUAAUUUCAAGCUUCGUGUUAUGCAAAAAAAUAAAAAUCUACAAAACCCUGCUGUUAUACAUGUGACAGUGACUUUGUGCUGAAAUUUCAGCUAUUCCAGAUAAAUGUUGUAUAUUAUAUUGUAAAUUAAUGUUUAAAAGUAGAUUUGUUCUCAUAGGAAGUGUUGAUUGCCAGGCUGCUUAUAGCACUUUGAAUUAUUCUAAAAAUGAAAUUACAGGCCAAAUAUGUUGGCUUAAGUAGUUUUAGUUGUAUAGCACUUGAAUAUAUUUAGUUCUUUUGAAAGUUUAAGUAAUUAUCUAAAGAAAGCAUAAUGCUAAUGGGAAAAAAAUGUGAUGUUCUAUUGUAAUAUGCUAUUGCUGAAUCUGAAUAGAAAUCCAGGGCAUCAUUUCCUUGUCUAUGUAAAGCUCUCUCUGUAUAAAUUAGUAACGGUAUAUAGAUUAAAUGUUUACAGUAUAAGCAAUUGUAAAUAAAUAUAUCUGUUUUUUUUUUUUUUUUUCCCUUUUUGUCUUCCACAGCAGUAUUAUUGUCUUUGUGGAGUUGACUAACCACAAAAAAAAAAAAAAAAAAUCCUGUAAUUGAUUUCAAUUACAAUAAGGUCAUAGCGGUGUACACCAAAUAAAAUUAAAUACAUAUAUAUAUACACAUUUGAGUUUGGCUUUAUUGAAUAUUAAAUUACUUUCAUAACCUAAGAAAUCUUUUAUUAAAUAUGCUGCUAUCUUCUGUGUAUAAAAAUGCUUGUAGUUGCCUGUAUUAAUGUGAUGAUGGUGGUGGUGAUGGAAGAGUGCGUCCCAGGUGGAGGAAGUACGGCAGUUUAGAAAAUGAAGAUGUUCGAUAGCACUUGGCGUGUGGGAGAGUGAGAGUCAGUUGAUAUUUCUAAAGUAUGUUGUUUUUUGUUGGAAGGUCUGUAAUAGAGUUAAGUUCCGUGUCAUUAAGAGUUUUGUUGUAUGCGAUGCCAAGAAAUUUUUUUUUUUUUUUUUUUUAACCCUGUAGGAGCAAUUGGGAACAUUGAGUGGAGGACUGAUAUGAUCAAAUUUGCAUUUUAGGAGGAUCACUGUGGAAAAUAGAUUAGUAGAGAAAAAAACUAGAAACAAGGUGGCUGAUAAACAAGCCUGUAGUAUAUAGUACAGAGAAAAAAUUAUGAGACCUGAAUGAGAAUAGUGCAGUGGUGAUAAGGAGACAUGAAUUUGAAAGAAAUUUAGAAAUUAGGAUUGAUAGCAUUUGGUUAUUGAUUGGAUAUCAGAGAGAACAAAUUAAGGAUAGCUGUCAAGUUUCUUACUUAGAAAUGGGCAUAUUAUUCAUCAAGAUGGGUGAUGUACAAAGAGAAGAAACAAGAAGAGGAUGAGGAAAUCACAUUAGUUAUGGACCCUAUUGUAUGAUUUGAGAAAUUGGAGAUUAGAUUUGGGGCGAGAGGGGCAUUUACUAUUCUAUGCUAAUAGGUAAAAAGAUUUAAAAACAACAUACAGGUAGAUGUUGAAGUCAUAUCUUAUACAUGAGAUGCCCUUGGAGGUUAUGGAAUGAAGUGAAAAGAGGAUGCCUGAGGUAGAAUUCAGGGUUAUAGUUUUAUUAUGUGACAGGCAGAUGAAAAUGUUCUAAGCUUCCAUCUCAAGAGACUAGAAUUAAAAAAAAAAAAAAGAUUGCCAUCGAGCUGAUUCCAUCUGAGAGCAACCCGAUAGGACAGAGUACAACUGCCCCAUAGAGUUUCCAAAGAGCACCUGGUGGAUUCAAACUGCUAACCUUUUGGUUAGCAUCCGUAGCAUUUAACCACUGCGCCACCAGGGCUUCCAAUAAGAACAGCAAAUUAAAGCAAAAGAAAACAGAAGACAGACCAAGAUAAAAAUGUGAGCAGAAAUUACAUUAACAACAAAUGUAUAGUACAGAACAUCUCUGAAAAUGUUAAUAAAAUCGUGAACUCCUAGCAAGAUUGAGCAAGAAAAAAAAAUUACAUUGUUGGGAGUUUAAGAGGAGACACCAUUACAACCUAUAAAUCUGUGAAAAUUUUUGAAUCAAUAAGCUUGACAAUCUAGGUGAAACUGAAAAAUAUUUUGGAAAACUAUUAAAUCUGACCCAAGAAGAAAUAAAAAUUUUGUAUUACGGGAACUGACUCUGUUCAUUUAAAAAAAAAAAAAAAACCUUCCCACAAAAAUCCCAGGCCC